UGCGAGAAUGCCUUUCAAUGCUGUAUCCGAUAUAACACGGUCUAUCGCACCGCACUAUAUACCCUUCAGGCCUCCGCGCGCUCGCGUUCGCUCCCUCUCUCUCGCUCUCGUUCUUGCCUCUCAAUUCUCCGCGACGAAAACCAGCAGCAUGUCUGACACGCGAAGAUUCAAGGCCACGGACUUGUUUGAGUUCAACAACAUUAAUCUCGACUCGUUGACGGAAACGUUCAACAUUUCGUUUUACCUGAGCUACAUGUCGAGAUGGCCCAAUCUGUGUGUAAUGGUUAAUGAAGACCGGCAGACGCCCGACCACCCCUCUCCUAUGGGCUACAUCAUGGGCAAGAGCGAAGGAAAAGACAAGGACUGGCAUACUCACGUUACCGCUAUCACGGUCGCUCCAAGCUGUCGUCAACUAGGCAUUGCUCGGAAACUCAUGGACUACUUGGAGCGUGCGGGUGACGCUGACAAGGCAUACUUCGUUGACUUGUUCGUCCGUCCUAGCAACCUGCUUGCCGUUAACAUGUACAAGCGACUGGGCUAUUCAGUGUACCGGCGUGUGCUGGGUUAUUACAGCAACCCUCACGGUCCUGACGAGGACUCGUUCGACAUGCGUAAGGCACUCUCUCGCGAUGUAAACCAGCAAAGCAUUCGUAAGAACGGUGAACAGUUUACCUGUAAACCAGAAGACACAAUGUUUUAAGUAAAAUAAGGUGCCGCCUUUUUGUCCAAUCAA
This is a messenger RNA of Schizosaccharomyces japonicus yFS275, 733 nucleotides long. Its product is annotated as NatB N-acetyltransferase complex catalytic subunit Nat3. The coding region runs from base 8 to 700 and encodes 230 amino acids. The record is from RefSeq and is a predicted model, not a curated record. The transcript is spliced from 2 exons. Gene Ontology annotation, molecular function: acetyltransferase activity; transferase activity; acyltransferase activity, transferring groups other than amino-acyl groups. NCBI's taxonomy places the organism in Eukaryota, Fungi, Ascomycota, Schizosaccharomycetes, Schizosaccharomycetales, Schizosaccharomycetaceae.